Messenger RNA from Gallus gallus (chicken), 719 nucleotides. RefSeq lists its product as uncharacterized. The record is from RefSeq and is a predicted model, not a curated record. NCBI's taxonomy places the organism in Eukaryota, Metazoa, Chordata, Aves, Galliformes, Phasianidae. The coding region runs from base 39 to 719 and encodes 226 amino acids. The transcript has a single exon.
ACCGGCAGGAGGAGGAGGCGCACGGCGGAGGCUUCCCUAUGCCUUUCGCUUCAUUUUCAGGCACAUUUGCAUCAGAAAGGUCCAGUCCCUCAGACAAAGGUCAGAUGCUCUUCAGCGGGAACUUUUCCCUGAAAUCUGACCGCAGACUCAAACUUUCUGCAUCAGAAAAGCAUCUUUCCUCACUGACAUCUCCAAUACACAGGAGCACGGUCUUUUUGCUCACUGCAACACAAUGCAGUUUAAGACACGCGAGGCCAAAACAGAAGGCUGCUGUAUUUCAAGCCCAGGCUCUUACUCCUACAACGCUGCACGUUAAGAAAUGCGUCUCCGAGGGGGCUGGAGGCAGCACACAAGCCGCUGAUGGCACCCCGAGCUCUGCGCGGCCCCUCCCGCCUCAACACCACCAUCUUGCAGCUCGCAGCGCCGGCGCAAAUUCCGCGCAACGCCGCAGGCUGAGGCUGAGCCUCCGUGUCUCCCGAUUCUGUCCGCGGGGGCGGCGUCCGCCGGCGUUGUCGGCGCUCUGCUGCCUGGGCGUGUGUCCGUCCAUCCGUCCGUCCGUCCGUCCGUCCGUCCGUGUGCGCAAGGCGGGGCCGCGCAGCCCGCGCCGGCUGCUGCCAUCUGGGAGCCGGGGCGUGGAGCGGAGGAGGGCGCAGGGGGGGGCCGAGCAUCCUUCAGGCCGAAGCUCCGUUCGUUUCUGCGGGUUCCGUGCCUGCUUUUAG